Messenger RNA from Physella acuta, 2557 nucleotides. RefSeq names its product sodium-coupled monocarboxylate transporter 2. NCBI's taxonomy places the organism in Eukaryota, Metazoa, Mollusca, Gastropoda, Physidae. Gene Ontology annotation, cellular component: membrane. Gene Ontology annotation, molecular function: symporter activity. Gene Ontology annotation, biological process: transmembrane transport; sodium ion transport. The record is from RefSeq and is a predicted model, not a curated record.
GCAAGCUCUCAAAAAAAUAUAUAAAGAAGUCGUUUAAAUGAGUAUUGUAAAAUUUUGCCAAAAGUUAAAGAUUCCUCGAAUUGUUGCGUCCAGAUCAGAACACGGUUUCGCAACGUCCAUUACUUUAAUUUAAAGAUAAUGCAUUAACUAAGUAAUGCCAUGUCUACAACCAGGUAAUAACACAGUUAAAACCAUGCAACGACAUGCUUACCUUCACCUAUUACAUUAUUUCAGCACGACCAAAGCAUUUGCAUUUAUUACCUGUGUCACUGAAUGACGUAGGUUGCAUUAUUCCGCAUGGAGUAAUCCUACAUGCUCUAUCACUUUUACAUGAUAUAAUCUGUAUAACUUUCGGACAGUUGACCAAGUACUAGCCUUAGUCCAUAAAGAUGGACGCAAACACGACUAUCCAAGUGGCCGACUAUGUUGUAUGUGUUGUUGUCUUGUUGAUUCCUACGGCCAUCGGGAUUUUGUUCGCUGUUAAAGACGCGAAGAAGGCGACCAGAGAGGAAUAUUUGUUUGGAGGAAGACAAAUGUCUGUGGUGCCGGUUGCUUUGUCACUUUUUGUCACGUUCAUGUCUGCCAUUUCUUUGAUGGGAAACUCGACCGACAUGUAUACAUACAGCGUGAUGGUAAUGACUAUAUAUAUAGGACUUUCGCUUUCUUACGUCGUCGGUCUGUUCACCAUAGUGCCGCUGUUCUAUUCGCUACAACUGACAAGUAUCUAUGAGUACUUCGAGUUGAGGUUCCACUCACGUGCAGUGAGGAUGUCAGCACUAGCCGUUGGUAUGUUACAGACCAUCUGCUACAUGGCUGUAGCUCUCUACAGUCCAGCUCUAGGGCUACAAACAACAGCGAACAUUCCAUUGUGGAUGUCUAUUGUUAUUGUUGGCAUCAUCGGCACCGUGUACUCAGCUCUGGGUGGUAUCAAGAGCGUUGUCUGGGCGGACGCUUUUCAAUGUUUCGUCAUGUUUGGUGGGGCUCUUCCUAUUAUUAUCGUAGGUAUAAAAACUGCUGGAGGAUGGUCGGAGGCUUGGCCAUUAGCUGUGAAAGGUGGAAGAGUUUCUUUUGACGUUUUUGACCCUGAUCCAAGAGUGAGACACACCUGGUGGGGAUCUAUUUUUGGUGCCAUUUUCAUGUGGCUAAGCAGUACAUUCAGCCAGUCAACCAUCCAAAGAUUGUGUGCCAUGAAGACAAUGAGAGAUGCCAAGAUUUCCUUUAUUCUAAACAUUCCAAUUAUGUUAGCGUACGGCGUUCUGCUAUUUUUUGUUGGAUUCGCAGUUUAUGUCUAUUUUGAAUUUCUACGAUGCGAUCCUUAUGAAGGAGGCUUAAUUAGCAACAGAAACCAAAUAACUCCAUUUUUAGUCAUGCACGCACUAAAGGAUAUGCCUGGGUUGGCUGGUCUUUUUAUGGGCACGCUGUUCAGUGGGUCACUCAGUACUAUAUCAUCAGGAAUUAGCGCUCUAGCGGCUAACACAGUGGAGGAUAUUUUAAGGAAAUCUAUUGGAGGUUUUCAGGAGAGCAGGAUCACAUUUUUUACCAAAGUAAUUGUCUGCUUGUAUGGACUUGUCAUUGUUGGACUUGCCUAUGUAGCUGAUUCCAUAGAUGGCCCAGUCACACAGAUGAGUUCGUCGGUGUUUGGAGCCUGUGGGGGUCCUGUGUUUGGGGUGUUUAUACUUGGGGCGUGCAUCCCCUGGAGCAACAAGUACGGCGCCUUAGGUGGAGGUGGACUGGCUCUUGUUUUCAACGUGUGGUUGGCCAUUUCAGGACAGAUGUAUGGGAGGAAAACUAGACCACUACAACCCCCAUCUAUAGAGAACUGCUACACCAACGGCUCUAUGUUACUGCAAAACGCAACAUUUACUUUUGUAAACCUGACUUUAACAACACCAGCAGUUCAACCUAUCUCUAACAAAGACCCAUACAGUUAUGGUUUCUUCUUGUACGAUAUCUCCUACAUCUGGUACGGUUUUAUUGGAUGUUUUGUGGCCUUCAUCUCUGGCGCUCUCAUUAGCUUUUGUUUUAAGAACUACGACCACACCAAGACUGACCCACGUCUCAUUAUACCGAUUCUUAGAAAGUUAUGGUCUUUGCCUGAACCGGAACAUAAACAACACAGACAAGACAGCUCUACCAUCAACAGUAGAAGUGAUCUUUCUUCUUUUGCCAAGGAAUUGGAAAUAAGCCUUAAUGAUUUUGGGUUAAUUAACAAUGGGCAAAAAUUGAAAUAAUUUGUUCUUGCUGUAAUGAGAAAUGAAAUGUAUAAGAAACACUAUAAGGAAAUUCUUGUUCUUUAUUUUGAGAAUCUACCCAAUCCUUUACUUGGAAUGUAACAACGUCAAAUUUUCAUGCAAAAUAGCAAAAUUAUUAAAAAAAUUUUGCUUUUAAAUGCAAGUUUACUACUCGCAUCAUUCUGUUAUACAAAAGGUUGAGUUUAAAAGCAAAUAGGCUAUAUAUAACACUUGGGUGAAACCAUUCAAUUCCUCGGAAUAAAUAACAACAAAGAAACACAAUAUUUAAAUGUGGUGUGCACUGAUGUGUGUUGUUAACUCUUUAU